Molecule: messenger RNA, 2889 nt
Organism: Dreissena polymorpha
Lineage: Eukaryota; Metazoa; Mollusca; Bivalvia; Myida; Dreissenidae
Product: leucine-rich repeat neuronal protein 3-like
Exons: 2
Coding region: 447-2744 (765 amino acids)
Molecular function (GO): protein binding
Source: RefSeq, a predicted model, not a curated record
UAAUCACGGCAGUUUACUAACGGUAUUGUUAACGAAUUGCACUCCAACUUUACUUGUGCUGUAUUUAAACAAUCCUCACGUGUUACGUAAUCUUUUACAAGCAAUUAGUGAAUCCAGGAGUAUCCGAUAUGUGGUAGCAGAUAUUCCUGGCCGAUUCAUAGCAGCGGGUUUAACCAGCCCGUGCAUAUAUCACUGCGAGCCAAAUAGUUACACCAACGAUGUUUUGUUUUAGAGUUUGCCAAUCAUUAUACGAAAGCAAUGCAAUGUGUUGUGUUAUAAUAUAACUAUCAAGAGGAACUUUAUCAAACCCGAAAUCAACAGAAUCAUCUGUAAAGACGAGUGGAGUUACCUGGUUAUAAUUACCGCGCUGGAUAUCCGAGAGGUUUUGCACUACGUUGGAACGGAUAUACGCUAACAACAUUGUACGGAAAUAACAUGCAGGAAACAUGGAGUUUCUGGAUUUCAAAAUAUGGCUCACAUUGAUUAGUUUGUGCUCCUCAAUUAACUCAGAAAAUUAUACUCGCGGAGCUAACGUUUUGGAAAACGACACCACUAUUAAACAGAUUGAAAAUAGUUUUGCUUGUAUGGAAGGUUGCAAUUGCGAAAGAAAACAUAUAUUGUGCGCGGAAAUGGUGUUGCCACAAUCAAUCAUGCUUUCUACUAUGGACUGCUCUGGUGCAAAUUUUAAAAAUUUUCCCGCCACCCUUCCAGACAAAAUCGAGGCCGCGAUAUUCACGGGACAAAUUAUUCGUGAAAACAGUUUCUCAAGCGGUAUGCCGUCAGGAGCUGAUAUUUUAUACUUGGACUUGUCGAAUUGUUCAAUAGUUAAUAUGGAACACAUAAGAGGGAUCUAUGUUUACACAAAAAUGACAUUUUUAAGUCUUCGAAACAACAAACUGACACUUAUCAAUGGCAGCAUUGCCAAUGAUAAUUUGCAGACACUGGAUCUUAGCAAUAACAAUAUCUCUGUCGUGGCUGAUGAAGCCUUUAAAAAAACGACCAAGCUAAAAGUAGUGAAUUUGUCACAAAAUUAUCUAACAGUAAUAUCGUCGUCUCUAUUUAGGUCGCUUCAUGAACUAAGCGCAUUGGACUUGUCUUAUAAUAAUAUAAAUUCGAUAGACGAGAAAGCUUUUGUGUCUCUGGCGAAACUUAAUCAUCUAAAUCUCUCUAACAAUAAGUUGAAAUCAUUAUCAGCGGACAUUUUUAUAAACUUUGAGAAUUUAUUAAUAUUAGACAUCAGUUAUAAUGUGCUACACAGCGUCCCAUCCAAACAAUUACAGUCCAUGACUAGACUCAAGAAACUGGGAAUAAAUGGAAACAUGAUUGCAAAGCUAAAUGCUGGAGAUUUCAGUAAUAUGAGUAUAGCGUCUUUAGAAAUCAGUUUUAUGCCACGACUAGUUAUUGUUGAAGCAUUUGCCUUUGUCAACAUGUCAGCCUUACUUAGUGUUGAAAUGCAUGACAACACAAAUUUGUUUUUAAUACAUCAAAAUGCGUUUCAACAGGUUCCGGUUUUAAAAUCGUUAUACGUGCAUAACAAUAAAUUGACACAAUUAUCUGUGAAUAUAAUCGACAAUGUGCCAAGUUUACAGGAAAUACAUAUGUAUCACAACCCAAUGCGAUGCGACUGCAAUGUUCUAUGGAUACGUGAGGACAUACAGAGCAAUCGGACAAAGUUCUAUCAUCCUGAAGCAAUCAAAUGCGCUUAUCCCCUGAACGUUUCAGGAAAAUCGCUCAAAGAAGUAAAAGAGGCUGACAUUGCGCGCGUGUGUGCCCCAACUACGUUACCGUCGUUUGGAGAGAGCUAUGAUCUCAAAUUAGGCGAGGACCUUCGUCUUCAAUGCCAUGCAUAUGGCGUUCCAGAGCCUACGAUACGCUGGAUACUACCCGAUGUUAAGGCCGUACAAGAUCGUGCAGAGAUAUUGAACAGCAAUACAUCACUCGGUGUAAGGUCUAUGACUGAAGCCGACAGUGGGACAUACAGCUGUGAGGCCAGGAACUCGGUGGGUUACGACCUAAGCUCCACGCGCAUUACCGUGCACAGUGAGACAAACAGCUAUGAAGCUAGAAACUCGGUGGGUUACUACCUAAGCUCAACGCAUGUUACCGUGCACAGUGAGACAAACAGCUAUGAAGCUAGAAACUCGGUGGGUUACGACCUAAGCUCAACGCGUGUUACCGUGCGUAAUGCAUCCAUAGACCUUGUGAUAGUGGCUGCAUCAUGGGACACAGUCACAGUGCAGUGGAAUGGUACCGGUCAGGACUCUAAUUUUUCAUACUUCCAGCUUCAAUAUAAAGAGGCAGUCGUGGGCGAUCUUGAGAUAAAUAUGCCAGACAAAUGGUACAAAAUCAUAAAAUUGGGAACUCAAUACAACAAUUACACUGCAACAAAUCUGAAUGAAAAUACUCGCUAUGAGAUUUGCAUUUUAUACGUCUACGAACAACAGCUCCAUAAAGGCGAUUGCAAAGUGUUUUCAACAUCUUUAAAAUUGCAUUUCCUACAUGUGGACGACUGGAGAGAGAAGUUGCUGGCCGGUGGUUUUAUGGUGUUCGGUUUGUUGAUGACCGUCGUGUGUCUAGUGACACUUAUAAAGAGAGUACGCACCCAGAAUGGCUUCAAAGGAAAAGAAUCUAGACUGUGUAUUCCACUGAGGCGAGUUUGUAAAACCAUCUCCGUACCAAAUGACUCGCCCACAAAAUCGCUGCUUAGUUUUCAAACAAAUAUUGACGAUGUAGAACAGUAUUAGCGUUAAAUCAAACAAAUGUGUCUCAUUUAUAUUUGUAAAUAAUUGCUUUCUACCGGUGCAUUAGAUCGUAAAAUAAAUUAUUCCCAUCUACAAACCAAAUGUGUUCUGCUCAGCAAUUGAUAUUGCGCUUGGAGCUACGCUAAGC